AGCUCCAGCGCCCCUCCCAGCUCCGCUCCGCUGCACGCUCCUCCUCGGUUCCCUGGGAGCGCCCUGUGCCCUGGCAGCGCUGGCCCAGCCCUGGCAUCCCCAGGUCCUCCCGUGGGUAGGACGUGAGUGGAGGGAAGGACAGCGGAAGGGAGCCCACGGCGUGCCCUGCAGGCUCUCUGGAUGCAGAAGCCGGGCUCCCUGCAGAGGCGGCUGUGCUGUUCCAGGAGCGCCCGGGGUGCCUCCCUCUCUCAGGGCUCGCCCAGGCAGGCUCCAGGUGCCAGGGGCACGCAGCGCGGAAGCCUUCCCUUCUGGGCAUUGACAGCAGAGCCUGCCUUCCCGCUGCCACCAUGAGCGGCUGCUCCAAAAGAUGCAAGCUUGGGUUCGUGAAAUUUGCCCAGACCAUCCUGAAGCUCAUCACCGGGACCCUCAGCAAAGACAUCGCCUGGUGGUAUUACCAGUAUCAGAGAGAUAAGAUUGAAGACGAGCUGGAGAUGACCAUGGUUUGCCACCGGCCUGAGGGCCUGGAGCAGCUGGAGGCCCAGACCAACUUCACCAAGAGGGAGCUGCAAGUCCUUUAUCGCGGCUUCAAAAAUGAGUGCCCGAGUGGUGUGGUCAAUGAAGAAACAUUCAAGCAGAUCUACGCACAGUUCUUCCCUCACGGAGAUGCCAGCACGUAUGCCCAUUACCUCUUCCACGCCUUCGACACCACCCAGACCGGCUCCGUGAAGUUCGAGGACUUCGUAACCGCUCUGUCGAUUCUACUGAGAGGAACCGUCCAUGAGAAGCUAAGGUGGACUUUUAACUUGUAUGACAUCAAUAAGGAUGGCUACAUCAACAAAGAGGAGAUGAUGGACAUCGUCAAGGCCAUCUACGACAUGAUGGGCAAAUACACGUAUCCUGUGCUCAGGGAGGACACCCCCAGGCAGCACGUGGACGUCUUCUUCCAGAAAAUGGACAAAAAUAAAGACGGGAUCGUGACGUUAGAUGAAUUUCUCGAAUCCUGUCAGGAGGAUGACAACAUCAUGAGGUCCCUCCAGCUGUUCCAAAACGUCAUGUAACUACGGACACAGCCAUCCGGCUCUCAGAGACAUUGUACCAAACCACCACCCUAACACCUUGAUCCGCCCUCCUGACUUCACACUGACUCUGGGACAGAAACACCUGCUGUACUCGGGAAGAACUCUCUGCCGAAGACUUUCCAUGGAGCCCAGCACGCCGUGGCCCGGUCUCUGAUUGCCAGCUCUUCCUCCUCCCUCUUCCUGAGAGAGACAAGAUGAAAUUGGAAGCAUGCUCAUCUCGUCACACUGCCGCCCCGGGGAAGGUCCCUCUGCCUGAGCUUAGACAGUAGUGAGCACGUGUCUGCUUGCGCGCCCCAGCCCUCUGCUUACAGUGCAGCAGACCUCGGUGUUCUGGAAGCAAGAUGACCUGAGCCAAAUGCACUCCAUCCUCUGAUGGCCUCCCAAACCAAUGUGCCUGUUUCCCUUCCUUCGGUGGGAAGAGCGAGCGUCCUUCGGAACAAUGAAUCUACCGUGACUAGCGUGGGAGAGCCAGCACCUGGCCUACGUAGGACAGGACUGAGUUGUUGAGCGUGGCGUUGUCUGACGACCCCAACUGCCCAUUCCUUCUGUUCCUGGAGGCAAGGACCAGUAAUUCUCUCUCACUAGCACCUGUGCUGGUAGGACCAGUCCCUUAACAGCCCAGGAAGGGAGCCGACGCCCAGUGGUCCAUGUCUCCACUCCAUCUCCUGCUACAGCCCAGCACUGCAUGUCCCUUCCAGAAAGCCUGCAAAUUGCUGUAAUUUUAUACCAUCUUCUAACCAAUAAACAGAAU
Molecule: messenger RNA, 1830 nt
Organism: Eptesicus fuscus (big brown bat)
Lineage: Eukaryota; Metazoa; Chordata; Mammalia; Chiroptera; Vespertilionidae
Gene: KCNIP1
Product: potassium voltage-gated channel interacting protein 1
Exons: 9
Coding region: 348-1058 (236 amino acids)
Biological process (GO): regulation of potassium ion transmembrane transport
Cellular component (GO): voltage-gated potassium channel complex
Molecular function (GO): transmembrane transporter binding; calcium ion binding; potassium channel regulator activity
Source: RefSeq, a predicted model, not a curated record